AUGGAUAAGACUUACCAUGCACAGUGUAAAUUGAUAAAGAAAAGAUCUAUCCCAGCACCUCCUAUACAUACACCUAUCAAAGUCCAAGUGCCAGCACCCAAGCCAACUCCAGUGAAGGCUCCUGCUCGAGUCCAUGUCCAGGCGGCCCCAUACCAUACACAACCAAAGACAACCCAAGCGAAAGUUCCAACACCUGUCCAAACACCAUCCUAUCCCAAGUCAACUCCGGCACAACCCAAGCCCGUGCCUACCUAUCCACAGACUCCCAAAGCCAUCCCCUCAACUCCUGCUCAACCACCAAAGAUCCAAGACUAUGUUAAUUGCAUCAACUCAUCAUUCCGCGAUAUUGUCAAUUUCUUCUUGGAAUGCCAACCUGAGCGCCUACCAUACUUGGCUCAUCGCAUGGAAGUGGAAAAGAAACGAUACUUCUCCAAUCAACAGUACAAGGAGUAUACUCUUCCAUUGAUGUUUGAAGAGCUAAAGGCUCAGGUGGUGUCACAGUUCCAGGAGAAGGGCGCUUUGGUCAAAGAAGAGACUGGCGAGCUCACCUUUCAGUCAAAGGAGUUAGCCUCGUCCUCCCUGGAAAUGGACAUGCAUUCGGUUAGCGAUCGAGUGAGACAAAGACAGAAGUCAGUGAUGCUUCCGUUCAAGAUCAACCUCACCAGCAUGCUACAAGAGCUCAUCUGGCAAGACCUGGUAUUGGUCACGCUAACUGAUACCAGUACCAACCAAACACUCCAUGUCAUGGCCUAUGUUGAGUCGGCAAGCCGUAUCAAGCAUGUACCCACUUCUCAGUCCGUGGUAGUAGAGAUACGAGACACCACGUCCAGGUGCAAGCAAGUCGUACAAUGGCUGUACAAUCCUCGCACCUACACAUCAACCAAGUACCCAAUCAAACUGAGAGUGUGCAAGGUGUCCAACUUUAUCACAUUCCAACGUGAGUUGUUCGCUGUGAACUCUCUGAGUUCUUGCAAGAUGGCGAUCCAGGUGCUCAUACCAAGACCAGUAACACCGGACAAAUGGUCACAGAGAUAUCCCGUCUCUCAAUCGAUGGCUACUGUUCUGAGUCGUACACUCAAUCAAUCACAGUUGGAUGCCGUGGCCAAGUGCAUGGCUCCCACUGGAUUCACAUUGAUCCAGGGUCCUCCAGGUACGGGCAAGACCAAGACCAUCCUUGCACUUCUCAGCGUCUUUCUCAAUGCAGUCCCAAGUAUCAAGAUUAUGGUCUGUGCUCCAUCCAACACAGCCGUCGAUGAGAUUGCCAUUCGUAUUCAAAACAAAGGACUAUUCAAUGAGUCGGGAACCCCAAUAGUGGACCGCCUCGCCUUCGAACAACUCCACCCCAAUCUUGACACGACGAGCCAUCCCAUGGUUGUUCGACUUGGCCAACUCAAGGCCGUCAGGCGUGAGCUACAUCCAAUGUGCCUCGAGUAUUAUCCAACCUUCAAAGAGAAGAAACAGGUGCUAAAAGAGGCCAGCAUCGUGCUGGGCACGCUGUCUUCUGCUGGCUCCAACAUGCUCAUCCAUCAUAGAUUUGACAUCAUAAUUGUCGAUGAGGCCACACAAUCAGUCGAACCGAGCGGUCUCAUCCCCUUACAGCUUGGCGCGUCGAAGAUGAUCCUGGUCGGUGACCCCAAGCAACUGCCUCCAACGGUAUUCUCGCGUGUGUGCACAAGGAAUGGCUACGACUGCUCGCUGUUUGAGCGCCUGUCACUCGACCACCCGACCCACCUCCUCACCGUGCAGUAUCGUAUGCAUCCGACCAUCUCAGAGUUCCCUUCGCGUGCAUUCUACAAUGGUCAAGUCGUCGACUCUAGCACCGUCAGAGAGUUCAAGCAACCAUUCUACAACAACACCCGAAGCUAUGGACCUCUCAACUUCUAUGACAUUGCCGAAUCAUGCGAGGAGUCUGGCCCCAAGUCAUUCCAGAACUCGCAAGAGGUCACCAUGGUGUUCCUGUUGAUCAAGAAGCUGGUGCAAGACUACCCUUCAGUGAAGAAGAUGAGCAUCGGCAUCAUCACACCCUACAAGCUACAGAACAAACGUCUUCAGGAGGUGAUGCAGAAGGAGUUCAAUGUCCGCGGCAUGGAUAUCACCAACAAGACUGUCGAUGGAUUCCAGGGUGGUGAGAAGGAUAUUAUUAUCCUGUCUACCGUGCGCCAGAGCAAAAUGGGCUUCCUCACCGACAGACGUCGUCUCAACGUGUCCAUCACGCGUGCCCGCUAUGCAUUGUACAUCAUUGGAAAUGGCAAACUGCUGGAGCAGGACGAGCUCUGGGGCUCGUACAUCAGGUACAUCAGGAAGUGCACUCAGGCCAACAAUGUCAUUACGUUGACCGACAUGAAGACGAUGGCCUUCACGGUCAAGCAUCAUGACAUGAACAACCCUGAUGGACUGGUCACACCAAACGAGCGUAUCCUGGCCGACCUGAAGAGGCAGAUGUAUGAAGAGCAAGACCGAGCCAUACUCGGAGACUACGAUGACGAAGAAGACUUUGAAAGAGACAACAAUGGCGACGACAUUGAUGGUGUCCCCUUUGCAAACGAGGAGACUGAUGUACAACAGGAACAGCCAGGUCUAUUCACAUGGAUGCUCUCCAAGUUAUCAUUGAUCAACCCCAAUGCCGACUACAACCAGGUGUUGACAAUGACCUAUGAUUUCUUGGAGGAGAUAAAGUCAACAAUGGCCAACGAGAUGGAUGUCUCAUACAAACGACAACAGAUCAAAGAGAUCAAGACUACUAUCAAGACCAAUAUCCGAAGACUGGCAGGAAUGCGUCCCGAUCCAUCGAUGAUGUACCUGCCAUCGGGCACCAACCUCCAUGCCAUGAGCUCUUUGCUCGAGCAAAUAUACGAGUCCGUGCGCUGCAGUGAUGAGGAUCACAUGAACAAGCAACAAGCAUUUAACAUGCUGGACAGAGUACUGACCGCCAAGUUCCCUGAUUGCAACGUGCAGGCAUACGGAUCAUUCGUCAAUGGCAUCGAGCUCACGGGCAGCGACAUCGAUGUGUGCAUGACCGUUCAGACGACAUUCACCCUGGAGCAACUCAUGGAGAAGGUGGCACUGGCACUCCUUGACGCUGGCUAUCAUGUUGACGCCCUGAUCACCACUGCACGCGUACCCAUCGUUCGCUUCCACUUGGACAAUGUCAACUUUGACCUCUGCUUCAACAAUCACUACGCCGUACGCAACUCUACUCUGAUCAAGUCAUACACCAAGGUGGACAGUCGUGUCCAGCCACUGCUCGUACUUAUCAAGCACUGGGCAUCGCGCAAGAACAUCAACAACACGCAGACCCACACACUGUCAUCGUAUGCCCACGCCAACAUGGCCAUCCACUACCUGCAGACUUGCGAGCCACCCGUUGUACCCAACCUUCAGGACUCACAAAGACAGGUCAUUGGCAACAACAACAACAAUCGAAAGACUUUGGCCGAGCUGUUCUAUGGAUUCUUCAGGUAUUACAGCACGAUGGACUUUAGGAACAACCUGAUCAGCAUACGAUAUGGCCAGUUGGUGGCAUUCACCGAUGUGCCACACUACCUGGACAAGGCGUUCAGGGCACGCGACAAGCCAAUAUGCAUUGAGGACCCCUAUGACACAGUGCACAAUCCCGGUGGCAGUGUCACCAAAGACACCUUCUCCUCAAUCCUCUGCGAGUUCCGCUUCGUCGAGCAUCAACUCAGGACCCAGGCCUCAUUCAACAUCAAUCACCUCUUCUCCAAGAAUGAUCUCCAACUUGAACUUUAUGAUUAA
Molecule: messenger RNA, 3756 nt
Organism: Acytostelium subglobosum LB1
Lineage: Eukaryota; Evosea; Eumycetozoa; Acytosteliales; Acytosteliaceae
Exons: 3
Coding region: 1-3756 (1251 amino acids)
Biological process (GO): termination of RNA polymerase II transcription
Cellular component (GO): nuclear body
Molecular function (GO): transcription termination site sequence-specific DNA binding; nucleotidyltransferase activity; helicase activity
Source: RefSeq, a predicted model, not a curated record